Sodiomyces alkalinus F11 is the source of this 1710-nucleotide messenger RNA. RefSeq names its product TAP42-like protein. Gene Ontology annotation, cellular component: cytosol. Lineage: Eukaryota; Fungi; Ascomycota; Sordariomycetes; Glomerellales; Plectosphaerellaceae. Gene Ontology annotation, molecular function: protein phosphatase 2A binding. The transcript has a single exon. The record is from RefSeq and is a predicted model, not a curated record. Gene Ontology annotation, biological process: regulation of signal transduction; regulation of dephosphorylation. Bases 111 to 1283 code for a protein of 390 amino acids.
CUUUCCCACUACCCUCAAACUUCCACCGAGUCUUGAAAUUUGGUCGAGAACGAAGACCCCAACACGUCAUCACGGACAAACUGCCAACGCGGACACUCCGACGACUAAAGAUGGCAGACAGACAGGAUCCAAAUCAGCCGCGGACGCUCAAGCAGAUCUGGGCUGAAGCCCAGGAAAAGCGCCUGGCUCUCGAGAACUCUAGCCCCAUUACAAACCCUUCAUACUCCGAUGACGUUCUCAGCGCAAUUCAAAUACAUGAAGAGAUUCUCAGGGCCAUUUCCCGCGUGUCGCUCUUUUCCCCAAACGAACCUCUUGACGAUAUUGCCACCCCGGACCUACCCUAUCUCCUCGCAAACUAUUACCUUGCCGAAAUACACCAGAAAACAACCGAGUCAGACCCUGCCCGCCGCCGCGCUGCCCUCUCCCGCGUCAGGGAAGCAUACGAGCGGUUUCUCGGGCUGCUCGACGCGUACGACGCCCUUCAAGGCCCCUACCGGACCCUCUACGAACGCUACACCGACGACCCGCUUUCCUUCUCCACCGUCACCUCCGCCGACCCAGCCCGGCGACGCGAUGCCAAAAUCGCCAAUUUCCGCGCCGAGAAACUGCUCAAGGACCGCCUGGCGACGCUGCGCCGCGACCCGCGCUACGCCGAGGCAGUCCACGGCGACGGCGACGGCGACGGAGACGGUGACCCCGCCAGCGGAGUCGACGACGAGAUCCUCCGCGAACUGUACCUGGCCGAAGUGUCGUUCGCCGCGCACAUGGCCUUCCAGGGGCUGGAGGGCCUAAACCGCGAGCUGGAGGUGCUGGCUGCGCAGGCGGCGCGCAUGCCGACCGCGUUGCUCCCGCAGCAGGCGGGUCAGAACGUAGAGGACGAUGCGAGGCGGCGGCUGCGGCGGGAAGAGCGCGACGGCGGCGCGGGGUACACGGACCGCGUGGAGGCGCCGCGGCGGUUGCAGAGUGUUGUGGGCGGCCCGCUCCUCUCCAGGACGGGGAAGCCGCUGCAGCCGUUCACGCUGGUGGGGUCGCGGCAGGAGAUGACGCGGAACGUGUUCCGGCCCGGCCACAACCUCCCGACCAUGAGCGUGGAGGAGUACCUUGAGGAGGAGAGGCGGAGGGGCGGCAUCAUCGAGGGCGGUGGCGCGUCCAGCUAUAACCGGCCCGAACCGGACGAGGAUGACGUGGAGAAGGCGGAUCAGGAGACGUACAAGGCCCGGGCGUGGGAUGAGUUUGUCGAGGCUAAUCCGAAGGGGUCGGGCAAUACUCUCAACCGGGGGUGAAAGGGAUAAAGAAAAUAAAACAAGAACAAAAGAAAAAGAAAGAAAAAGAAAAGGGGAGUCAACAAGUGUGCGGGAUUCUGGCAUAAUAGUUCAGGGACUGUGGAAAAACAAGGUUUACUGAUGAAUCUGAGAGACGACACUUGGUCUUGUAUAUAGCGGUGAGUAGCAGAAUACCCGACGGUUCAAACCUGGCGUUCAGGCUCUACGGCUCUUUUCAUCGAUGUAGUAGCAGGAGUAUUGGUCAGUAUAUGUGUGGUGUAUGUGUAUAGUCGUCCACUGAUUUAGCUACCCAUAUUGCACGCAGCGCUUAUCCUAAAUCCCCAAAAUUAACGCCCUUCCCUGGAGCUCAUAGCUGUCAGAUAGCAACAAAACCAUCAUCAUCAUCAUGAUCAUCAUAAUCGUCGUCGCCAUCCGAAUUAUACAUCCG